UGAAGCUACUGUCAGUCGAAAGCCUAUACUAUUUCCUGCCAAAACAGGCUUUCAUAUCCUUUAAAGUGACUCAUUUUGUAAGUACAUUGACACUGGAUUCACCAAUGAAGUUGAAGUUUGACAAAGUGUGUUUAAUAGCAGCAGAAACGAAACCGAAACUAAACAAGCCUAUUCGGGGGAAACUGGUAUCUGUUUGGUAGUUGUUGCGCUUUUGGUUGUUACAAAUUCAGCAGGAGUGUGACAAGAUGUCUUCCAGCUGUGAAGAAGAAAACAUUGGUCUCAUUGAAAUUUUCAAAAAUCGAUUACGAAGACUCAUUCUCGUCGAUCCUCUUCUGGAUCGUCUACAUUUUAUAGAAGAGGAUGACAAAGAAUCGAUUAGAGCUACGGUACAGAACAAGGGUAACUUAGCAGCAGCGGACCAACUCUUAGACAAAAUUGUAAAAGGUCCACGAACAGAAGGUUGGUUUAAUCAACUAAUAGACGGUCUGGAAACAGUCGGCUGUAAGCAUGCAGCUAAUUAUAUCAACAACAACCCCCCUACUCCGUCUUUGGAGGCCGAAAAUGACAACUGCGUCAGGAUGAUACAACUUCUUCAGUCGACACUGGAAACGAUGAAGACACGAGAUGUCUGCACCAGCUGUCACACAAUGGACAUUUUAACUGACGAGGAUCGCGAGAAUAUUUUAGCAGAGACGGAAAACUUUGGAAAUAGAAGGGGUGCUCGUUUACUGCUCAGAAGAGUUGUAAGGAAUGAAGCUGGGUGGUAUUCCCUAUUGCUCAAAGCAUUGAGCAAGACCGAGCACUUGACAUUGGUCAAAGAACUCCAAGGAGAAGAUCUGGUGGAGGAGGAAGGUGAAGGUGAUGCACCGCAUGCUCUUAAAAAUGACAAGGAACUUGCUGUCAAACACCUCAAAAGGAACCAGGUUCCACUUUCCCAAGCGGAGGCCCCCGCCAGCCUUCUGGAGACAUCCUGUGAUAGUCUCUUAGAUUCCAUCUCAAAUGUGUCUUUGGAUAGCACUCUUGACAGCUCAAUGGACCUCUAUAGUGAUGACUUUCAUCAGAAUGAGACCAGUCGUACCAAUGACAGCAUGGAUUGCUCCUCACCAGACGGUGGCGAUGGGGGGGCCGUGGUUGCGACGGAGACGGCCGCAACGGGAGGCCCAGAGGAGGGGGACAUCGUUCUGAGGGACUAUCAGAUGGAGGUGGCCCGGCCGGCCCUGGAGGGCCAGAACAUCAUCAUCUGCCUGCCGACAGGAAGCGGGAAGACCAGAGUGGCCGUCUACAUCACGAAGGAACAUCUGGACAGCAGGAGGAGGAAGGCGCAGCCGGGGAAGGUGGUGGUGCUGGUGAAUAAGGUUCCUCUGGUGGAGCAGCAUUACUCCACUGAGUUUGGGAGAUUCCUGCGGCAGCGGUACAAAGUGGAGCGGGUGAGCGGAGACUCUCAGCUGAAAAUCUCUUUCCCGGAGGUCGUCAGAAAGAAUGACAUCAUCAUCUGCACGGCGCAAAUCCUGGAAAACUCCUUCGCCAACGCGAAGAAGAAAGACGAGGACGGGAUCUCCUUGUCAGACAUCACCCUCCUGGUGAUCGAUGAGUGCCACCACACCCAGAAGGGAGGCGUCUACAACCACAUCAUGAUCCGCUACCUGAGGCAGAAGCACCGCAACGCCCUGCUGCUGAAGGAGCAGGCGGAGCCGCAGCCCAUCCCUCAGGUCCUGGGGCUGACCGCCUCGCCCGGCGUCGGAGGCGCCAAGACCCAGCAGAAGGCCGAGGAGCACAUUCUCAAGAUCUGUGCUAAUCUGGAUGCUGUUACCAUAAAGACGAAGAACCUGGCAGAGGAGUCCAAUGCUCCUUUCAAAAGGAUUGCGAGCGCUGACAAGAGGAAAGAGGAUCCCUUCGGAGAUGUCAUCAAGGGUGUCAUGGAGCAGAUUCACGCUCAUGCCGGGGUCACCCCACUGUGUGAGUUCGGGACCCAGAACUAUGAGCAGUGGGUGGUCCUGACAGAGCAGAAUGCCGCUAAGGACAAAAACACCAAAGUGAGAGUGUGCGCCGAACACCUCCGCCAGUACAACGAGGCCCUGCACCAGAGCAACACCAUCCGAAUGUCCGAUGCUUUCAGCUUCCUCGACAAGUACUACGACGAGGAGAAGAAGAAGAAGUACGACCCCGAAGAGGAAGAGAACAUCAACUCCACUGACACUGAAAGAUUCCUGUUCACGUUGUUCAAAGACAAGAAGGAAAAGUUGCGGGAGCUGACCAAACAGCCCCAGUACGAGAACAACAGCCUGGCCAAGCUGCGCGAGGUCAUCCUGAAGGAGUUCACCAGCCGGACGGAGGCCCGCGGCAUCAUCUUCACCCGCACGCGCCUCAGCGCCAUCGCCCUCAGCCAGUGGAUCCAGGAGAACCACAAGUUCGAGGAGUGCGGCGUGCGGGCCAGCCAUCUGAUCGGAGGCGGAGACCAGAGCCUCGUGAAGCCCAUGACCUCGGCCGAGCAGAGGGAUGUCCUGCAAAAGUUCCGCCAGGGGGAGAUCAAUCUGCUCAUUGCGACAACGGUUGCAGAGGAGGGUCUGGAUAUAAAGGAGUGUAACAUAGUUAUCCGUUACUGCCUGGUCACCAAUGAGAUCGCCAUGAUUCAAGCGCGAGGCCGAGGGAGAGCGGAGGACAGCAGCUACACUCUGGUGGAGACGGAGGGGUCGGGAGUGGCCGAGCGCGAGAGCGUCAACGAGUACCGGGAGAAGAUGAUGAGCAAAGGCAUCGCCAGAGUGGUGAGGCUGCCCAAGGCAGAGUACGACAAUAAGAUAAAAGGCUUCCAGCUCCAGGCCAUCAUGGAGGAGAGGGUGCAUGCCAAGAAGAAGAAGCAGAAGAGCAUGCAGCAGGAAGACCCCUCCAAAGUCAGCUUCAGCUGCAGGCACUGCCACAGGGCCGUCUGCUCAGGAGAGAGCAUCAAAGUCAUCGAGAACAUGCACCAUGUCAACGUCACCCCUCGAUUCCGUGAUCUGUUCACAGUGCAAGAAAAUGCUUCACUUCAAGAGAGACAACUGGACUAUGAGGCCAAUGGAGUUAUAGCAUGCAAAGACUGUGGGCAUAGAUGGGGGUCCAUGAUGUUGUACAAAGCGAUUGACGUCCCCUGUCUUCACAUCAAGAACUUUGUUGUGACGUACAACAGCAAAAACAAGGUCUUCAGCAAGUGGGGUGAGCUUUCCAUUCGCUUUCCAGCCUUCGACUACGCUGCACAUGCAGUGGAUUUGGUGGUGGCUGAGAACUCCGAGGAUGAGGAGGAGGACACCAUGUGAAGUUAACAAUGAGUCAAUAUAGUGAGACACUGUCUUUCAUGGCCCAGAUAUGUAAUAAUGCACUGCGUGAUAAUAAUGCACUGCGUGAUAUUUCAGCUUCCUCUUACUUCAGGGGCCAUACAGAAAGGGCACCUCUCUUUACUUCAUCGUACACAUCUUAUCCAUGAACUUAAAGACAAUAAAUGCACUCUUGUCUGUCUACUGGGUACAUCUCACCGUGGCUUUCAGCAGGCAACCCAGGGGAUUGGGUGGGACAUCUCUAUUCACAAAACACUGGCAACAACACUAGCUGCAUGUAGUUCUAAGUGAUGAUCAUUCUUAAUCUGGGACUUGUGUUCUCAGUAUUCUGCGACAGAUGUUGUCUGUGCCUCUGGCAAAAGUUCGUUCAUAUUUGAGCUCAAUGGCCAAUCUAAUUACACCUCUCCCCUCUAUCCUCCUGAAGCAAUGUGUUGUUUGACUCAGUGUAUGGCUCAGUCCAAGUCUCUUUGUUUCUGGGCGCACACCCAGACUUAAUGUGCGAAUACAUAUUGCGCACAUCUACAUAUUGCAACAGGUGUUGGAUAUUGACAGCUGCAAAAGGAAAGAAACAUAUCUCCACACACUGUGUUUUGCUCUCAAGGUGAUUUAAUGAUACAGUGUUUCACUCAGUUCUUCAUAAGGUACAUCAAGACCGUACAGCUAGACUGGACCGAAAGGAGCAAUUUGCUGAAUUUGCCGAAAAACGUACUGGAUUUGAGUCACUGACUGCACUUUUGAUUCUGUAAUUCAGAUCGAUCCAUUUGUCAUUGUUGUUAAUUAAUGAUAGUAAUUGCAUGACGUCAUUAUUUCUGGUGUAAUCAACAUAAUUAAUAGUAAUAAAUUAUGAUCUAUCCUGGC
This is a messenger RNA of Sardina pilchardus (European sardine), 4166 nucleotides long. RefSeq names its product interferon induced with helicase C domain 1 (gene ifih1). The coding region runs from base 246 to 3290 and encodes 1014 amino acids. Gene Ontology annotation, molecular function: ATP binding; single-stranded RNA binding; zinc ion binding. NCBI's taxonomy places the organism in Eukaryota, Metazoa, Chordata, Actinopteri, Clupeiformes, Clupeidae. Gene Ontology annotation, cellular component: cytoplasm. Gene Ontology annotation, biological process: antiviral innate immune response; MDA-5 signaling pathway. The record is from RefSeq and is a predicted model, not a curated record. The transcript has 16 exons.